Messenger RNA from Tauraco erythrolophus (red-crested turaco), 642 nucleotides. NCBI's taxonomy places the organism in Eukaryota, Metazoa, Chordata, Aves, Musophagiformes, Musophagidae. The record is from RefSeq and is a predicted model, not a curated record.
CCUGGCCCUGUUUUCUUUCAGCAGAGGAAGGGGCAUUUGAUCCAACCAGCUGCUUGGAGACUGGAGCUGAUCCACUUGAUGGCUGGGCGGGUUCCCCAGGGUGCAGACCGGGCAGCAGUGGCACGCGAGAUGGAAACCACCUUCACUGAGAAUCUCAGAUACGCUGCUGACCUCCUGGCCCAGGAAGACAUGAUCGGACUGGUGGAGCCUAUUAACAACCGCAUCACUGACCCUUGCUACUUUCUGAACACCCCACACCAAGCUGCUGCCAUCCUGGAGAAGGUGGGACGGCCCAACUUGAAGCUGCAGCUGGACCUCUUUCACUGCCAGAUCAUGGAUGGGAAUUUGUCACGCAACCUGGAGACGUAUUUCCCGCUUAUUGGUCAUAUACAGAUUGCACAGGUGCCAGGGCGGCAUGAGCCUGACAGCCCUGGGGAGCUGAACUUCCCCUACAUCUUCGAGCUCCUGGAGUCCCUCAGCUACACUGGUUACGUGGGGUGCGAGUAUGCUCCGAAAGGAAAUACCCUGGAAGGUCUGGGCUGGCUGCGCUCAUACUGGGAGAGCCGAGGGCUGCAGCAUGGUGGGACCAGCAAGGCAGCAGAGUAAAACAAGGAAAUUACUGGAAUAAAAGUCAAAGCAAUG